GCCGAAUGGGGUCUCAGGACACGCCCACUCCGUGCAGGAGGGCACGGUGGCGGAUUUUACGGAGGUCAACAUCUCGGGCGUGUGGACGCGCCACCGAGCGUCGGGCCUCGCUUGGACCGUGGACUCCAUCGGGCCAGGCCGCGCCAAGUGGAGCACCUUUCACAGCAUACACGUGAAGGUGGUCCGCGGGCAUACCCUGGCUGGCACGAGGUAUUUGAAUGUCUUCGUGCGGGGACUUGACAAGGCCAAGUUUGCAAUCGGGGGCCUCCUCGGAGAGGACGACCACACCGCUGCGAGCACGCGCAGCACCGACUGCAAGAAGACCGUGUCCUUGUGAGGCCCGCGCGCGCACCUGCAAUGGACCCGCUGGCGAUUCUGGGGCCCGUUCCCUCGAGCGCUGCGCGUUGCAGUCGGUCUCUGCGCUUGGAUCACGAAGAGUCCGCAUGGAGCGGGCUCCUGCCACUGAGGGCAGGGUUGGGCCUGUGCCGCCCUAUUUCGGCGCGCCUUGACAUUUUGUCCUCUGGGAUUGCGGAUGAAAAAAGCGCUUCAUCCAUAGUUCUUGAUGCGAUCGAGGGAGGUGCUUGUAGAACAGCGCGACUUUGGUCAGAGCACACUUUGAGGUCAGGGUCUUCGCUUCAGCGUGAGCAGGUGAGUUCGGGUUGCCGCGUUGGUUCUGGCAAGUCACCUAACCAGG
Messenger RNA from Prorocentrum cordatum, 694 nucleotides. The record is from the annotation of a GenBank genome assembly. Lineage: Eukaryota; Dinophyceae; Prorocentrales; Prorocentraceae.